Molecule: messenger RNA, 1427 nt
Organism: Numida meleagris (helmeted guineafowl)
Lineage: Eukaryota; Metazoa; Chordata; Aves; Galliformes; Numididae
Product: protein maestro-like
Exons: 11
Coding region: 368-1294 (308 amino acids)
Cellular component (GO): cytoplasm
Source: RefSeq, a predicted model, not a curated record
UGGAUGGCAGAGGCAAACGUGCAGCUUUGCAUCUGCUAACGAGUGCCUGUGGAGAGUGCAUGAGAGGGCUGUGCUGGGGAGUCUCAGCCUGAGAAGUGCAGAGGACUGGUCCAGUUUGUUGUCACAGGUCCGGCAGGCUGUCCUUGACACGAGGUCUGCAGACAGUUCAGAGCCUCAAGGCAGGCAGGGGGAUCAAGCUGGCCUUCUGUGUCAGAUCAGCAAGGCGCUGGGGGAGGAGGUGCUGCUGCCUGCUCUGAGAUGCCAGAGACAGCUCCUCCAUAGCACGCUGAGGAGUGUGGCCAGACCAUGCAGCCCAUACUGUGAGGCUCUGGAGCUGGUGCUGAGCAGGUGCCUGGAGAAGAGGUGGAUGCUGCUGCUGUGCAGGCAGGGCAUGUGGGCAUCCUUGGAAAUACCCCAGGCUCAUGCAGACGCCGUGUGUCUGCUGACGAGCGUCCUCCUCCGCAACCAGCUCAUCUCAAGGGGUGUGAUACAGUCUGUGUCCCAGUGGCUGAACUCCCACUCAGAAAACCUUCAGCUCACAGCGACGGCUCUCUUUGCUGAGCUGAUGAAAGAGCCACCAGACACAGAGAGGAAGUUCCUGGAGAGCGUCCUGGACAUGUUGAUGGAGAAAGCACAGCACGGAAUCAACACUGUGGGACAGAUGGCAGUGAGAGGCCUGGGCAACACAUUCAGAAGAGCAUCUGAGAAGGUGCGAAAGCACAAGAAGGCCAUUCUGGAAGCACUGCAGAGAUGCUUGGAGGAUGUCGGCUGUCCCGAGCUGGUUGCUGAGAGCAUGCUUGCGCUGGCUAAGGUGGUGAGGAAGCUGCGCCCAAAGGACUUGGGGUCCGCCUUUCAAGACAUCACCAGGAUGUUCUUUGAAGCCGAGCAAGAGGUCCUUCGCUCUUCAGCCUUCAGCCUCUACGCAGCCCUGGCCUCCUCUGCCUCUGGGAACAGAUCGUUCUUUGCCAGAGAAGUGCUGGAAACGUGGGUCAGCCUUCUCCUGCACCUUCGGGAUCCUGACCCUGAAGUCUCUAAAGUGUGCAGGACCACCCUGUAUCUCCGCGCUCCAUUUCUGAGGCCGGAAGAGCUGCAGGAGUGCAUCACAACAUCCGCUGGAUUGAGUGCAGCUGACCUGCAGUAUGAAGUUUGCCUUCUUCUGGCCAGAGACGCCCCGGAGAUGUUGGAGAGGCUCCACGGUAUUGCCGGACGCUGCUGCUUGGAGAAUGGCCAGGCACUGCACGCUGAUGCCAUCGCAGUCCUAGGAGACAUCCUGGAAAAAAUCAAGAGGCCUUAGCAGCGGUAGUGACAACGAGGCUCCCGUUUUCAGAUCUCCAUCACCUAUGGAAAGCAGUACAGAAAGUCUCAGUGAAGAUUGAUUUGUGCAAUCCAGUAGUACUGAGAUCAAUAAAGCCUCUUCCAUGGUGGCA